Molecule: messenger RNA, 804 nt
Organism: Mucor mucedo
Lineage: Eukaryota; Fungi; Mucoromycota; Mucoromycetes; Mucorales; Mucoraceae
Exons: 3
Coding region: 1-804 (267 amino acids)
Molecular function (GO): protein binding
Source: RefSeq, a predicted model, not a curated record
AUGUACGUUUUAUCCAGUUUGCCUAUAGAAAUAUUGUACCUUAUUGGCGAUUUUUUGGAGAUAAAGGACUUGGUUGCUUUGGGAAGAUUAAACACUUGGUAUAGCUACUGGAUAUCCAUUAUCCUUGGAGAAAGAAUUUCCACAAGUGUACAAAGAGAAGGUUGGAGAAUUCACAUUGAUAUAUUGGCAAAAUCGUAUCCUUCUGAACAAACCCCGUCGUUUCCAUUUUCAACCGAACUGUUGCUAUUGAGCGAAUACUCAAGAAUCAAUCCCAUUACCUUGACAUUGGAAUUUAAAUUGUGUCCUAUCGAUGAAGAUGGAUUAGAUGCAGUGAAAUCGGCCACUCAAAGUGAACGUUCGAUUGUGAUAUUUAACAAGAUAAAAACCAAUAUUGACAUCGUAGCAUAUUUUGCGCAAAUAUCAACCAACAGAAGAUUGCAGCAUGUUAAUCAAGCUGGUGCUGCUAUCAUGAAUGAUAAGAACCUAUGGAACCAGCUACAAGAUAACAAUGACAUACAUGGAAAUAUGGCUAUCAUGGGUUCUGCAUUUAAACUAGGAUACGAAAUGACAACGCAAAAUAGCCAUAAGGAAGACAUGGUUAAACUUAUCGAAACAUUUCAAAAUGAUUUUGAUAAACACAAGAAUGCUUUGGAUGCUUCGUCUAUAAAAAAAGAGGAUUCAGCAGUGAUAUCAUUUGAUAAAAUCCAGGUUUCACCAGAAUGGUGGAUUAAGCAAAUGAAGGUUCCUACUUAUGGUAGUGACGAAAAACAAUAUCCAGAAUUUACUGAACACGGAUACUGGUAA